Molecule: messenger RNA, 795 nt
Organism: Thlaspi arvense
Lineage: Eukaryota; Viridiplantae; Streptophyta; Magnoliopsida; Brassicales; Brassicaceae
Source: the annotation of a GenBank genome assembly
AUGGCUGUCUCCUUCCAUGUUCGCUCUAACAGUUUCCCUUCUAGACUUCACCCACAAGCUGCUCAUGUCGAUGAGCAGUUGGCCCGAUUGAGAUCUUCUGAGGAAGCCUCAACUUCUUCUUCAAGCUCUUCUAUCUGUCAAAGACUUGACAGCGUUCAAGAGUUACACGAGUCUCUUGACAAGCUAAUUUGCCUACCUGUUACUCAACAUGCUCUAGCUCAAGAUCAGAACAAGAAGUCUGUGGAACAGCUUCUUGAUGGAUCCCUCAGGAUCUUGGAUUUGUGCAACGUUUCCAAGGAUGCUUUGUCACAGAUGAAAGAGGGUCUCUUGGAGAUCCAAUCGAUUCUAAGAAGAAAGCGUGGUGAUCUAUCUGGAGAGGUGAAGAAAUACUUAGCCUCAAGAAAAUCUCUCAAAAAGACAAUCCACAAAGUACAAAAGUCUCUGAAGGUUACACAUGCCGAAGACUACGAGGAAGAAUCUUUGGCUGUGUUUGGAGAAGCAGAAGCUGUCACAGUUUCUCUGUUUGAUUCCCUCUUUAGCUAUAUGUCUGGAUCAAGGAGUUGUGGCAAAUGGUCAGUCGUCUCGAAGCUAAUGAACAAGAAGAAAGUUACAUGUGAAGCGCAAGCAAACGAAUUCACAAGGAUUGAUUCUGAAUUCCAAUCGGAGAAGACUUUGAAGAUGGAUGCUGUUCAGAUCCUAGAGUCAUGCAUUCAAGAUCUUGAAGAUGGAGUUGAAUCUCUCUCAAAGUCUUUGAUUAAAUAUAGAGUCUCAAUUCUUAACACCUUAGGCCAUUAA